This is a messenger RNA of Cyprinodon tularosa, 1098 nucleotides long. RefSeq names its product G patch domain containing 11 (gene gpatch11). The transcript has 8 exons. Gene Ontology annotation, molecular function: nucleic acid binding. The record is from RefSeq and is a predicted model, not a curated record. Bases 74 to 850 code for a protein of 258 amino acids. Gene Ontology annotation, cellular component: kinetochore. NCBI's taxonomy places the organism in Eukaryota, Metazoa, Chordata, Actinopteri, Cyprinodontiformes, Cyprinodontidae.
AUUCCAGCGAGUUUUUCUUCAAGCAAAAGCAACUAUUUAUUUUUAUUUUACAACAUUUCUUUUAGAAUUCACGAUGUCUGACGAGGAAGAGGAUUAUAUGUCUGAUGCGUUUCUCAAUAAAAUUCAAGAUGUGAAGCCAGGGGUGAGCAUGGUGAGGAGGGUAAAGGAAGCCAUCAAAAAGGAAGAAAAGAUUAAGGAGAAAAAUAUCCAAAACCGACAGAAGAGCUACAAGGAGCAGGAGAAGGAAAGCCGGGAAGCAGCUUUACAGAGCUCCAUCAGCAAUGAGAACAAGGGCUUUGCUCUUCUUCAAAAGAUGGGUUACAAAGCUGGUCAAGGCCUUGGAAAAGAGGGAGCAGGGAGGGUUGAUCCGAUUCCUCUAACCAUAAAAGCAGACAGAGGGGGUAUAGGUCUUGAGGAGCUUAAGAAAAGAAAAGCAGAGGAGGAGCUCCACCACUAUCGACAGAAAGUGAGAGCCAAGCAGCAGAAUGAGGCCAAGUCUUUGGAAGAUUUUAGGUCAAGAGUCAGAACAGAGAGAGAAGAACGAAAGAUUGAAGGAGAUUUGAGGAGGAGUCAGCAAUCUUGCGAGCAGCUUGACAGUCAGAAGGGAAUAACUGUUCCCAGAGAACCCUGGUAUUGGCCCAAAGUUGAUGAAGACAACGAGGAAGAUUCUGCUGAAGAAGAGGAUGAAGAGGAAGAAAUUACAGAACUUAAUUCUUUUGAUAAAUUGCAAAUCCUUACAUCCUACUUACGAGGAGUCCAUUUUUACUGCAUAUGGUGUGGAACCACUUAUAAUGAUGAAGAGGACCUCAGCUCUAAUUGUCCAGGAGAUACAGCAGCUGACCACGAAUGAUCUUAAUCAAAAAUGUUUAUUUAAAUACCUGCAUUGAAAGAAAAGUAUAUGUUGGGAUCCAGAGACCUUAGUUGAGCAAUUUGUCAAACAAUACUUCCCUAACAAUUUCAGUCAGCUUCAUUUAUCGUUUAAAUCUGUGUCUAUGGUCUAGUGUUUCAUUUUCUUUUUUAGACAUUUUAUGAACGGAUCCUUUUUUACCGUCAUGUAAAAUCUCCCGGUUAUAAUAAAACAUCUUUUUAAAAAUCUCA